AUGGACCUUGGUGCACAGCUGGGUGAAGUGCUCAUCUUCAUCAAGGUAGAUGUCCUCGGGGCGGCGGCGGCGUCUGGUGCGGCGCUCCUCUUCCGUGAUGGUUGGGCGGAGGGAUGCAUACUGCUGCCUGUCAAGAAGACUGAGGGAGGACGGGCUGGGCUCAUCAGUGCUUUGGGCUGGGGGCAGAUUCUUGACCCCGAGGAAAUGGCACGCGAGGGAUGGGGUGGUCAGUCUGGCGCUAGGGUGGUAGCAUUCAAACACGAGCUCGUGGCCGGGGAGGGUGGCGGCCUCGAUGAGGCGGCGGCGGAUGGUCUCGGCGACGAUGGAGUGGAAGCGGCGGCUGGUGCAGGCGAUGGGGAUGAGCUCCUUUGCCAGGAAGUCGGUCAAGGUGAGGGAGAGGAUCUAGCGACGGGGUUAAUGAUGUAUAGAUAG
This is a messenger RNA of Clonostachys solani, 432 nucleotides long. Lineage: Eukaryota; Fungi; Ascomycota; Sordariomycetes; Hypocreales; Bionectriaceae. The record is from the annotation of a GenBank genome assembly.